AUGGGGGAGGCUUAUCUGGGGCUGGGGGAGGCGCAGCUAGCAGACGGGAAACGGGCGGCAGGGGGGCCGAUGAGUCAGCCUGUGCUGACGUGGCAAGUGGUGAAACGGCUGGAGAGGGAGGCUGCCACAUCAGCUGCUGACUCGUGCCGUCUCGCAUUUGAGGCUUUCGAUGAGAUCUGUCGCGUUGGCCCCACCCUUUGCUCUGCUGACUCAGCAGGGGGUGCCCAGUCACCCGCAGACGUCAGCGGCAGAGGAGGCGGGGGUGGAGGCAGAGGGAGGGGAGGGGGAGAGGUCGGGGAGGAUGCUGACGUGGCGGAGAUGGUGCAAGGGGCGGCAGUGAAUGCGGCUAAUGCGCUGGUGGCAUGGGCAGAGGCGGUGGGGGAGGUGGAGGAGGAGGAGCAGGGGGAUGGAGCGUGCGAGGGAAUGGCAGUGGAUGGGGGGGAGCAGCAGCAGGCGCAGCAACAGCAGGGGCGGGCGGGGCAAGGCGGAGUGAAGGCGCCACAGCUGCUGCGCGAGGCAGCAGCGCGGUACGGUGCAGCAGCAGGCGCAGCACCGGGUGACACGGACCUGCUGUCCAACCUGGGGGACUGUGCUGUGAAGACCGCUGAGCUGCUGUGCCCAGAGCGGCCAGUGGGCGAGGGGGCGGAGGCAGCAUGGGCGGGGGCGUGGGGGCAGUACGAGAGGGGCAUGGGGGCGUAUGCAGCGGCGUGCUCGCUGUGUGACGCGCGGGUGGGGGACGACCUGCCAGGGCUGCUGCACAACUGGGGCGUGGGGCUGCUCUCCGCCGCGCAGGUGAGGCUGCGGGCUGCUCACCGCUGCUCAGCAGCACGUGACUUUACUCCCCACCGCUCAACCGCUCUUCUCCCUCUUUCCCUCCGUGCUCUCCCCAUGCUGCCUCUUGCGCUGCAGCGCUGCCCUGAGCCUGAACAGGAGGUUCGGCUUCUGACAGAAGCUGCGGAGAAGCUUCAAAGGGCAGCCGAUUUCCAGCCCACAGACAUCGCCUCUCGUCUGGCUCUGGGGGAGGUGUUAUCUGCACAGGCAGAGGUGCUAUCUGCACAGCGGGCAGGAUCAGCUUUGCCAUCUGCCACCCUACAGCAGGCCCUGCACCUGCUCUCUCUCUCCCUCUCCCGCGGAUUCUCUGCCGCCCUGCGAAUCGACUCCCGCCAUCCAGAGGCCCUCCUGGGGGCGGCAGACGUGCACCUGUCUGCUGCCCGGCUGCUGAUGGGGCGGGCGGCCGGCAGGGAGAGGGGCGGCGGUGGCGGCAGCAGGGAGGGUGGAGGGGAGGGCAAGGGUGCUGGGGAUGAGGUGGCGGCAGCGCUGCCGCAUGAAGCAGUGGACCACUUGCAGCAUGCCAUGUCAGCGUACCGUGCUGCCAUGGUGGCAUUGAAAGUCCCAGGUAUACACAAGCUUGCUGUCCGAAUUAACAGCGCAAGAAUAGCUGUGAUACCUGCUGCUCACCUUUUGACAUGGAUUGCUCGGCUUCUAACGAGGAUUGCUUUUCUGUGA
Molecule: messenger RNA, 1506 nt
Organism: Closterium sp. Yama58-4
Lineage: Eukaryota; Viridiplantae; Streptophyta; Zygnematophyceae; Desmidiales; Closteriaceae
Source: the annotation of a GenBank genome assembly